Messenger RNA from Tilletiopsis washingtonensis, 1501 nucleotides. Its product is annotated as phosphoglycerate mutase-like protein. The transcript has 2 exons. The record is from RefSeq and is a predicted model, not a curated record. Gene Ontology annotation, cellular component: cytosol. Gene Ontology annotation, biological process: positive regulation of DNA repair; negative regulation of programmed cell death; regulation of pentose-phosphate shunt. Lineage: Eukaryota; Fungi; Basidiomycota; Exobasidiomycetes; Entylomatales. Bases 145 to 1296 code for a protein of 383 amino acids. Gene Ontology annotation, molecular function: fructose-2,6-bisphosphate 2-phosphatase activity.
CGCGCGCGGCGAGGCGCCGCCGCGCGAGCUGUACACGGGGCCCGCGGCGCGCGUGUAGAGGGAGCGCGAGGGAGCUCCAGGCGUGUAGCGGGCACAAGGCGCGAGGGGCAGGGAGCUCCAGGCGUGUAGAGGGCACGCGGCGCGAUGUUGACGCUCAUUCGGCAUGCACAGACGGAGGCGAAUGCGGCGCAUCUGCUGCAGGGCAGCUCCGACUCGCCGCUGACGGCGCUCGGGCGGCGGCAGGCCGAGGCGCUGCCUGCCAAUCCACAUUUCACGCAACAGCAGCCAACGGCACUCUUCGUCUCGCCCUUGGGCCGCACCCGCGCAACAGCCGCGCCAUUGGCUGCCUCUCUCAAGCUCACUCCCGAGCCGCGCACGGGCUUGCAAGAGCGUGACUUUGGCGCGCGCGAAGGCACGCGCCGCGGCGUGCACCAGCGCGGCUUCGAGAAGGGCACGGGGCGCGGCGAGAGCGAGGAGGCGUGGCGCAGGCGCGUGCGCGACGAGGGCUGCGAGCUGCUAAGGCGUGCUGGCCUGCUUGACGUCCCAUUCGCCGGCGGCAGCGGCUCGAGCUCGGUAGCUCCGCUCGCCAGCCGCACUCGGGUUCGCGACGCCGACGAGGACGACGAGGACGUCGACGCCGUGGAAGCUGCGCGCGAGGCAGAGGCCGCGCUGCAGUCCGCGCCCUCGGCAGAGCCCGCGGCGCCCGCAGUCAAGCGGCGACGCCUGACUGAGGACUUGCAGCAGACAGCCGAGGCAGCGGCCCCGCCCGCUGUUCCUGACGCAGCGCAGGCCACAGUGCCCUCUGCUGCUGCCUCGUCGACCUCUGCGCCGAGUGCUCCGCGGGCGCGAGCACUGGCGCCCAUCGGCAGCUAUGCGCCCUCCUUCUCCGCCGUCGCGGAGCCUGCGCGCUCUUUGCGAGCAGGCGACGCCGCCGCUGCCGCUACUCCUGCUGCGUCUGCAGUCCCUGUCUCGCCCGACAAGUCGCGAUCCUCGACCGACGCAUCCUCCAGCCACACGCUUGCCGCGCCCCUCUCUCCGUCUCCGCCUUCGCCAGCGCCACAUCUCGUCGCAGUCACGCACGGCCUCUUCCUCUCGCUCUUCUUCAAGCUCUUCCUGCCCGCCCAGCACGUGCGCUUCGCGCAGAACACGGGCGUCUUUGUCGUCGUGCGCGCCCCUGAGGGUGGGCUGGUGCUGCUGCUCGAGGACAACGCGCGGCAUCUGGGCAAGAGCGGCGCGGCGAAGAAGGAGGCGCGGGCAAAGGGCCAGCGCAGCCUGGCCGAGAUGUGGAGAAAAUGACGAUGCGCUCGACGUGCAGCUCAAGAGAAUGUGCUCUGCCGAAUGAAGAAUGGGCAAGAGGUGGGAGACAAAGCAGGCAGGCCCAUGUCACUGCAGUGCCUUGCGCUCUUGCGCCUGGCGCCGAGCGCUGAAUGAAGAGCAUCUGGGAGGCACGCACGUCUAGGCCCUCGCGCGCGAGGUGGCGAGGCGAGAGAGAGAGAGAGGC